AUGAAACUCAGAUCGCCACCGGAGGACUCGCUUGAGCCAACUUGCACGAUUUCCUUUUUCGACUGCUUUUCUCCAUCAUCAAGUCAUGAGGACGAGAUGCGCCGAAAGGCUUCACGGCCUGAGGGUGAGUGCUACCGGAAGGAGUCACAGACUUCCAAGAAUUUAUUGUUGAUGAGCCUUGCAGGGGUUGAGCGUGAGAUGCGCAUCAUGUACCAACAGCCUCACCUAGUGCCACCGAUGAAGCUCACCGUUUUUGAUGCCAUGCCGGCAACUCCUACUCCGCCUCCCCCUUCGCAACUGUCAAAAUUGGUGUCCCAUGGCAAAGCAUCGCUGAGAUCAAGCUUGUCCAUCCGGAGGCCACGGCCAUCAAUCUCAGAGCCUCAACCACCUUUACCAGCCGGUCAAGAUCUCCCGUUCCGGCGACCGACACAGAAGUAUCGCCCCCUAGAAUUGAGCAUCUAUAUGCCUAGUAAUCGGCUCUCGGAAUUGCCCGAAUUUGAUCGACUGAGUUUUACUGACGUUGGAGAAAUAAAACUCCCUUCUCGAGCUUUGGUCAGGACAAAGUCAGAAGAGUUUAUUUCACACAAGAUCUCCACGUUCCCUACACCGCCAAAGCCUGCCUCUAUGAUCGAGCAGCGUCGACUGUCGCACUUCCGUCCUGAUGUUUCCUCAACUGUAAUUUCAGUAUCAAGACCUCCCUCUGAGUACGAUGCUCUUCACUCUCAUCCAGUCUCAUGGGCAUCUCCUCCUGCAUUGCCCCCUGCAGCCUACAUGACAGGCCGCUCUGAGCCCUCGGUUGCCGUCCUUACGCCAAUGCAAGAGGAAUUCAGUCCUUUACCGACAACCUCAAUUACGGUAGAUGGAGUGGAGCUAAAUUUUCCCCAGGUUGGCAGAGGAGCCCCAAUGUCCCCCGUUCACCCCAGUAGAUUGUCUGAAGAGGAAUCGGCGCCAGCGCCACUCGUUCCUUCGGGUAUUGCAAGAAACUUCUCCAAACUCUCCGCACCCAGAGAAGAGGCAAACCCACCAGCGUACUUCCAUCCAAAUUACCAAACGCAAAAGCGGAUUUCUCAAUGGCUUUCACACCGUGGGCAUUCUGCUUCGGUCAGUACGGUUGCUACCACAAAGACAUCCUCCACUACAGCAUCUUUUGCAGAGCAUCGCCGGAAACGAUCUCAAUUCUAUCAACUUUCUGCUGCUCCACCCAAGCCACUCAGCCUUUGGCCACGUCAGCAUCAAAGAACAAUGACCGAGUCGACCGUAGCAAGUACCGUUGACACCGAUAUCUUAUCUUUUGAGGUUCAAAGUCAGACAGAUAGCAGCAUCACGACAGCGCCGGACCUGCAAAGCCGCAGCGGGACGAUCAAGAGUGUUUCGCACGGGCUGAGGCCAAUCUUGAGUGGUGUGCCUGACGUACCACCUUGCUACGCAGAUGUCAUCAGCCACGUCGACGAUGAUAUGAUGAUCAAGGAAAUCGGUGGACCCUUGCGAAGUCCCGGUGUUGGUGUUGCAUUUUGA
This is a messenger RNA of Exophiala aquamarina CBS 119918, 1515 nucleotides long. RefSeq lists its product as uncharacterized. The record is from RefSeq and is a predicted model, not a curated record. NCBI's taxonomy places the organism in Eukaryota, Fungi, Ascomycota, Eurotiomycetes, Chaetothyriales, Herpotrichiellaceae. The transcript has a single exon. Bases 1 to 1515 code for a protein of 504 amino acids.